AGUUAAUCCCUUUAACCUUUGACCUAUGACCCUUUGAUCAACAACAACCACAGGGAUUUUACCAUCGUGACUCGUGUACAUGCGGAUUGUACCGGCUUGAAUACAUUGGUUGCACAUAAUGGCAGACAUACCGGAGAAGAGUGUCCUCUCCAUUCAGAGCACCGUCGUGUUUGGAUAUGUCGGGAAUAAGAGUGCAACGUUUCCUCUGCAGGUGUUGGGGUUUGACGUCAGCACGGUAAAUUCAGUCCAGUUUUCCAAUCAUACAGGGUACAAAUGUUUUAAGGGGCAGGUGCUGAAUAGUGAUGACUUAGCAUGCUUGUAUGAUGGUUUGAAAGAAAACAAAAUCAGUGCAUUCUCUCAUAUACUUACAGGGUACAUAGGAUCCAAGUCAUUCUUAGAAAAAGUUGCAGAUAUUGUGUUGGAUUUGAAGAAAAGUAACCCCUCGUUAUUGUACGUCUGUGAUCCUGUCAUGGGAGAUAAUGGUAAAAUGACUGAGUCAUGCAGUAUGUGCCAUGCUUCAGUGCCCAAUAGUUAUGUCCCAGAAGAGCUACUACCAGUUUAUAUGGAGAAAAUAUUACCUAUAGCAGACAUAGUGACACCCAACCAGUUUGAAACCGAAAAGUUGACAGGAAUGAAAAUUAACAGUGUGGAGGAUGCCAUUAAAGCAAUGGAGAUUUUACAUAACAAAGGGCCAAAAACCGUGGUCAUCAGCAGCAGUGAGUUUGCAGCAGAUGGCGCCAUCACCAGUCUGGCCAGUACUGUCAUCAAUGGUCGUAAAGAAGUGUAUAAAGUACAGUUUGAAAAGAUUCCAGCCAUAUUUGUUGGAACUGGAGACUUGUUUGCCGCCUGCCUGCUUGCAUGGUUGGAAAAAGACAAGAACCUGAAGGUGGCAUUUGAAAAAACCAUAUCAACACUACAGUGUGUGAUCAAGCGAACCUUAGACAGGGCCAGAGUUCUUACCGGUGAUGGCAACAACCCCACCCCAGCUCAAAUGGAGCUACGAUUAGUGCAGAGUAAAGCAGAGAUCGAGAAUCCUCCUCACAGCUAUACGGCUGCUGUGUUAUAACACAGGGGAAAUCUAGGCAAUUAGUCUUUCCCCCAAUACACGAGAGGACCAUCAGGGCAAUUAGUCACACCAUUCGAUUACACCAUUAUUUUAUAUAAUUUAUUUUUUAUGUCAUUUGCAUAAUCAGUCAACCAAUUUUUAAGCUCACCUGAACUGAGAGUUUCAUUGAGUGAGCUUUCCUGAUUCAAGACUGCAUAGCAGCUGUUUGUCUUUGCAGGUCUAACCACUUACAUGUAAUUUUUUGUAUGUUUGUUCAGAAUUAUUGUGAAAGUACAGUGAGGUAGGGAAGAUGACAAUAAAAACCACUAUUUUUAUUCAGUUUAGCAUUCCUACCGCUAAUAAAUGAAAUUAUAGUAGUAAAUUAUGAAUUUAUAAUUUAUGAUGUCACUAACAAAAGAAUAUUUUCUGCCAUUUCCUUUGUAAUGGCCAAAAAUCACUAUUUUUCUAUGCUGUUUGGCUUCAACAAGUUUAGGCUGUACAUGGACAUGUUGACCAUGAUCAGAUUAAUGUGCUAAUUUGAUGUUGAAAAUAUAUGAAACUUGUUAUAAUUUUAAAAACUGCCUGAUAAUUUGUCAUUUUUGAUAAUGUUUGAGGAAAAAGGAAAAAUCACCAACUUCUUCAAUAGUAAUCAGUUUGGAAAAAAAAAUAGAAGAAAAAAAAAAUAAAAUUCCUGUUUCAUAUCUGGACAUUUCAUCUUGGAAUUUACUGACUAAGAAAUCAAAGAAUUUUUAAGAUUUCAGGGCCAGAAAUGGCAAAUUGUUGCCCUAACCUCAACCUUCAACGUCCCCUCAAGUCAGCUUUGGUUUACAUACGAUUUUGAUAUUUGUUUUUUUUUUAAUUUUCUCCUGCACAGCAUUUUACAGUGUAUAUCCAAAUUGAAUUGAAUUAUAGUGGCAUGCAUAGAGAGCAGUUGUGUUGGUCACAAUGAAAAUACUCAUAACUUACUGAUGAACAGGAUUGUGUACAUGCUACAAUGUGAACAUUUAUGUAAAUGCUUUCAGGCAUACUCAUUUUGAAAUAAACUAAGUACAGGUAUAAAAAUGAAGAAUUUAUUUAAAGUAAAAACUGGUGAGCACAUUCAACUCUAAUGUGUAUAUUUAGCCAAACACCUACACAUGUUUCUGCUUUUAUAGUUAUUUCAUUUGAUUUGAACAUAUUUUGUCAGUGGUCUCUUCCCAGGUACAUUGUAUCUGGGUUCUCUCUUCCACCAAUAAAAACUGGGUGCCACCAUAUAACUGAAAAAAUUGUUGGGUGUGGGGGAAAACAUCAAUCAAUCAAUCAAUCAAUCAAUCAUUGUAUGACGAGGUCUUCACUCUGUUCAGUAUUCUACACAAUGGCACUGUUGUUGAAAUCAAGAUCGGUCUAAUUAAGGCUAUACUUUAAAUGUUGCACAAACAAGUUUUUAUUAUGCAGAACCUUGCAAUAUUGAUUGUUCAAUUUCACAUGAAAUAUGACUUUAUAACCGACCUUCAUAUGUCACUAUCAAAUAGCAUCCAUUUAUAUUGUUAGGUUUAGUGAAGGGCAUUAAUGAUUUUUCAUAAUUUUGAUAUUUAGAUUUCCAAAGUUUUUGUAUCUCUACAAACUGAAAUGAUGGCCAUUUUCCCAUGAGUGUAAUGAAUAUGAGAACAAUGCACAAAUGAAUCUUGAUGAGUAUAGUACAUAUAAUUUCAUCGAUUGGAAUUCCAACAGAAAAGAAAGCAGAAUGAAAAUAUAUGAAAUUAAUUUUUCAAUUUUGAAAAUACUUGAGGGUAUGAACUGCAACGCUUCAUGCCUGGCAUGCAUAACAACAUAUUGCUUAUAGAAAACUUGCUAGCUGCCUUUGUGUGAUGGUACAAAGCAGAUCUUAGCAGAAUUUUUACAAAUUUUUGCAUUCCUAAUGUACAUUGCAUUUUGAGUGACACAUUGUAAAGUACAUGAAAAAAUUCAUUCACUUUGCAAAUGUUUUUUUUUUUUAAAAAUUGAAAAUAGAAAAAAAAAAUUCCAAUGAAUUAUUGAUGUGAGUGUGGGUGGACAAACAUCUAGAAACUAACUGAAGUUCUGGAACGAAGUGUCACACUGUGCCAUUAUAUAUUAGAACAAGGAUAAAAGUGAAAUAAAUGCAUGUAACUGAAAAUUAUUAAAAUAUGUAUUUGAAUAAGAAAAACCAAGCAAAAUCUUAUACUGUAAAAUACUAUAAAACAGUACUGCUUGUUAUCCCCUCGUAAUUCAUUGCGAGAGGGGACAUACAUGUAGUAAGGGCCCUGUUCAUAUGUGGCUGUAAUACUGAAUUUGUAGCCACUCUACAGGCCAUAUUUUAUGCUUGAUUGAUUUGAUUAUUCAUGUGUAGCUUUGUUAUCAAAAGAGGAAGAACCAUAUUGAUUUUGGGGUCAAAAGUUCAAGAUCACAAUAUGAGGGACUCCCUACAAAAAGUUUAUAGACACUCAUUGUGAGGGGAUAUGUCCCACCUCACCGAGCUUUUGUUAUUGUAUGUUUUUAUAGUUCAUGACUAUGAAUUGCAUAAAAAUUAAGAAUGAAAUUUUGUUCAUUAAAAGAAAUCGCAUUUAAUAGCAACUUGAAAUGUUUCAUAUAAAUCCACCGUUGCUGGUAAAAUUUUGAAAAGAUCUAAUUCUGUUAUGGUGUUAAAGUGAUGAGAAUUCUGUUGCACAUCCAUGUAAUAUUUCAACACAUCCAAUUUCUUCUCAGUGAGAUCUAUAUUUCUGUUGUGUGUGUGUAUACAGAGUACACUGAACAAAGUGUAGUUAAAUGUACCAGACUUAGAUUUUGUAUAGCGUUAAUAUGAAUACCGGGUACUAUUUACAUGUGUUCAUAUCAUAUGAAAUAAAUUAUGAGGUAUUUGUUUGAUUGUAUUACAUGUACAAAAUCACGGCAUGAUAGGCAAUGCAAAUUCUUUUCAACGGGUAAAAAAAAAAUUAGAAUCCGGAUACCGAUUCCUAAGUUUACAUGAUAGAUACUAAGUGCACAUGUAGCAUGGAUUAACGAGAUAUAGGGGUAUUCAGUUUUAACAAGCAUACAGAUUUUUUUAAAAAGUACACUGUAAUAACCUACAUUAUGUAUCACUGACGGAUUUGUAAUUACACCAAAAUCAAAAUGGUUCACUGUCCAACACACCGUUUUGAACUAUGAGUAGGUUGAUAGGCUUGAACAGUAUGGCGAUUUUUGGUGAAGUGUUUUUUAGCUCACCUGAACCGUCUGUCUGUCCGUAAACUUUUCACAAUUUCGACUUCUUCUCCAGAACCACUGGGCCAAUUUCAACCUAACUUGGCCAAAAGCAUACUUGGGUGAAGGGCUUUCAAGUUUGUUCAAAUGAAGGGCCAUGUCCCUUUCAAAGGGGAGAUAAUCACAAAAAUGCAAAAAUAGGGUGGGGUCAUUUAAAAAUCUUCUUCUCAAGAACCACUGGGCCAGAAGAGCUGAAAUUUACCUGAAAGCUUCCUGACAUAUUGCAGAUUCAAGUUUGUUCAAAUCAUGGCCCCCGGUGGUAGGAUGGGGCCACAAGGGGGGAUCAAAGUUUUACAUACAAAUAUAUAGGGAAAAACUUUAAAAAUCUUCUCAACAAAAACCACUAAGCCAGAAAAGCUAAGAUUUACAUGAAAGCUUCCUGACAUAAUGCAGAUUCAGGUUUGUUCAAAUCAUGGGCCCCUGGGGUUGGAUGGGGCCACAAUAGGGGAUCAAAGUUUUACAUACAAAUAUAUAGGAAAAAUCUUUAAAAAUCUUCUUCUCAAGAACCACUGCGCCAGAAAAGCUGAUUUUUACAUGAAAACUUUCUGACAUAGUGCAGAUUCAAGUUUGUUCAAAUCAUGGCCCCCGGGGAUAAGAUGGGGCCCCAAGGGGUGGAUAAAAGUUUUACACACAAAUAUAUAGGGAAAAACUUUAAAAAUCUUCUUCUCAAGAACCACUAAGCCAGAAAAGCUGAGAUUUACAUGAAAGCUUCCUGACAUAAUGCAGAUUCAAGUUUGUUCAAAUCAUGGGCCCCGGGGGUUGGAUGGGGCCACAAUAGGGGAUCAAAGUUUUACAUACAAAUAUUUAGGAAAAAUCUUUAAAAAUCUUCUUUUCAAGAACCACUGAGUCAGAAAAGCUGAUUUUUACAUGAAAACUUCCUGACAUAGUGCAGAUUCAAGUUUGUUCAAAUCAUGGCCCCCAGGGAUAGGAUGGGGCCCCAAGGGGCAACAAAGUAUUAAAAAUCAGACUCUUUAUUUCAUGAAGAUACAUAUUUUAUUAAACUUCAUUAUAAUUUCAUUUGGACUUCACACUGGAACCUUCCACUAACAGUAAAACAUUAAAUCAUCUAACCCCACCCUCUACAACAAAAAUAUAAACAAAACCCCACCCACAGGAAAAAAAACCCAGCAAUAUACCCCACCCACGUAAUUUUUACUGGAAUACUUGUAAGCUCAUGCACAACCACUUGAUUAAAAAUAUUAAUGUCCAAGGUACCCUCUAUGUUAAGAUACAAACUUAAGGAUAAUACACUUAAAUCCAUUUAUGCUCAUUUUUUAUUUUCAAAACAAUUUCUUGUUUAUGAUUAUCAUUUCUAUUCAAAGCAUCUAUGUACUGAAUUUUGUUGAUCUCCAUUUUUCAUUCAAAUAUACUGGGUAAACUUCCAAAAAAUCAAAAAACAAAUAUUUUUUUCAGUUGUAAGCCUGUGGACUGAUCACCACUAUUUAUAUACACUUGUAAACUGAAAGGCUCACCUGUUCCAUCAGAUCACUUUACAAAAACAAUUUUGACCUACAUGUUUGUAAAUGUAGAUAAAUUUUCAAUUUUUUCUGCUCUUGUUAAUUUUGCAUCCAAAUAAAUCUAGUGAUAU
Ostrea edulis (European flat oyster) is the source of this 5870-nucleotide messenger RNA. Its product is annotated as pyridoxal kinase-like. NCBI's taxonomy places the organism in Eukaryota, Metazoa, Mollusca, Bivalvia, Ostreida, Ostreidae. The transcript has 11 exons. Gene Ontology annotation, biological process: pyridoxal 5'-phosphate salvage. Bases 119 to 1066 code for a protein of 315 amino acids. The record is from RefSeq and is a predicted model, not a curated record. Gene Ontology annotation, cellular component: cytosol. Gene Ontology annotation, molecular function: pyridoxal kinase activity.